This is a messenger RNA of Toxorhynchites rutilus septentrionalis, 2157 nucleotides long. RefSeq lists its product as uncharacterized. Lineage: Eukaryota; Metazoa; Arthropoda; Insecta; Diptera; Culicidae. Bases 1 to 2157 code for a protein of 718 amino acids. The record is from RefSeq and is a predicted model, not a curated record. The transcript has a single exon. Gene Ontology annotation, biological process: DNA integration. Gene Ontology annotation, molecular function: nucleic acid binding.
AUGCAGGAAGUUUGGCGCACAGGUACGGACUGGGACGAACCAGUAGCAGAACACUUAGUCGACCAAUGGUUUCGAUGGACGGAGCAGCUUAGACAGAUCAGCGAAGUACGAGUACCACGAUUCUACUUCCGAGGCACCGAUCUACCAAACUUAGGGAACGUACAAAUCCAUGUAUUCACCGACGCCAGUGAGGAAGCCUAUGCGUGUGUUGCGUACCUCAGAUUAGUUACCAGAGACGGGGGACGAUGUGCAUUUUUGGCAGCGAAAACGAAAGUUGCCCCCCUAAAGCCGCUCUCCAUUCCAAGAUUAGAGCUACAAGGAGCGAUGAUGGGAGCUCGACUGAUGCGAACCGUUUGCUCAGCUAUUACAUUCAAUAUCAGCCAACGCUAUUUGUGGACGGAUUCAGCGACGGUGUUGGCGUGGCUUCGAUCAGAAACUCGACGAUAUCAUCAGUUCGUAUCGUUUCGGAUCGGAGAAAUCCUAUCACUUACCAGGAUGGACGAAUGGCGGCACAUACCGUCGAAACUUAAUGUGGCAGAUGAAGCUACCAAGUGGGGUUCCGGACCGAACUUUGAGCCAAGUUGUCGUUGGUUUCAAGGUCCUGCUUUCUUGAGCGAUCCUGAAACACAGUGGCCAAAGGAAUCGAAAAAUAUUCCCCUGGAAACCAGAGAAGAACUUCGCGAAGUUGUCCUACACCAUUCGAGCGUUGUAGUAGGCAUAAUAGAUGUAGAGCGUUUUUCCAACUGGAACCGUCUGCUGCGUGCAAUGGCAUAUGUUUUUAAGGUAGCAUCGUUGGCUAAAAAGGUGAACAGGGACAGCGGUACCGGUUUGAGUAGAGAUGAACUCAUGAAGGCAGAAGUUAUACUAUGGCUUGAAGCACAAACGCAAGCUUAUCUCAACGAAGUGGAGUGUUUGCGCAAAAGAGCGGCACUAGGAAAAUCAAGUUCUCUGUAUCCGUUGACACCAUUUCUGGAUGAAUCAAAUGUUAUCAGAGUCGGUGGUCGCAUAGGAGCGGCUCCACUGGUUCCGUAUUCAGCUAAGUACCCGAUAAUCCCUCCAAAGGCACACAGGAUCACCAUGCUCAUCAUCGAUAGUUAUCAUCGGAAGUUUCUCCAUGCCAAUACGGAGACCGUAUGCAACGAAAUAAAACAACAGUUCUACAUACAAAGUCUGCGCACUCUCGUACGGAAAGUUAGUCGAAGCUGCCAAAUGUGCAAGAUCAGAAAAGCAGUUCCGACUCCACCGUUGAUGUCUCCACUUCCCGAGGUCCGGUUGACUCCAUUCACACGUCCAUUCACCUACGUGGGCGUGGAUUACUUUGGGCCAUUGGAAGUCACAGUUGGGAGAAGCGUUGUUAAGAGAUGGGUAUGCCUGUUCACGUGUCUUACGAUACGUGCAGUACAUCUGGAGGUUUGCCACAGUUUGUCCACGAAUUCUUGUGUUAUGGCUUUCAGGAGAUUCGUUGCAAGGCGUGGAGCGCCCCUGGAAGUCUACAGUGAUAACGGGACCAACUUUGUUGGCGCCAGUCGUCAGUUGUCAGAUGAACUUCAUCGUAUUCGGAAAAUCAACGAAAACUGUGCUUCGACCUUCACAAACGCUCAUACUAAGUGGUACUUUAACGUACCUGCUGCUCCGCACAUGGGAGGACCAUGGGAGCGUAUGGUUAGGUCGGUUAAAGUAGCUAUGAAAGCCAUUACUGAGAGUUCCCGCCAUCCGAGCGACGAGGUGCUGGAAACCAUACUGUUAGAAGCCGAAGGCGUAAUUAAUUCACGACCGCUGACCUAUAUUUCCCUGGAAACCGUGGACCAAGAGGCUCUGACACCGAACCACUUUCUCCUGUACAGCACCAAUGGGAUCAAGCAGCCUGUUACUUCUCCGGUCGAUGGCACAGGUGCUCUGCGUGAUAGCUGGAAACUGGCCCAACAUAUGGUGGAUGGGUUCUGGCGGAGGUGGAUUCACGAGUAUCUGCCGAUGCUUACGCGACGCACGAAAUGGUUCGAGCGAGUGAAGCCACUCGAACCAUGUGACGUAGUGAUUGUUGUGGACGAGAACACGAGGAAUCGCUGGGAGAGAGGAAGAAUUCUGGAGACCUUUCCAGACAAGGAUGGCCAAGUGAGACUGCGAGAGGAGUAUUUUCCAGACCUGCUGUUAAGCUAG